Meira miltonrushii is the source of this 354-nucleotide messenger RNA. Its product is annotated as putative vacuolar ATP synthase subunit G. Gene Ontology annotation, biological process: proton transmembrane transport. Gene Ontology annotation, molecular function: proton-transporting ATPase activity, rotational mechanism. Gene Ontology annotation, cellular component: vacuolar proton-transporting V-type ATPase complex. The record is from RefSeq and is a predicted model, not a curated record. The transcript is spliced from 4 exons. NCBI's taxonomy places the organism in Eukaryota, Fungi, Basidiomycota, Exobasidiomycetes, Exobasidiales, Brachybasidiaceae. The coding region runs from base 1 to 354 and encodes 117 amino acids.
AUGGCGGCACAAUCGACCGGUAUUCAAACAUUGUUGGAGGCAGAAAAAGAAGCUGCAAAGAUUGUACAAAAGGCCAGAACAUACCGUACACAAAAGCUCAAAGAUGCACGAUCAGAAGCAGCAAAGGAGAUUGAAGAGCUUAAAUCAAAGCAAGAAGAUGAAUUCAACAACUUCAAGAAAGAGUACGAAGGAUCUCAAUCAUCUUCACAAUCACAGGUAGAGAAAGAAACACAGGAAAAGUUGAAAACGAUCAAUGAAGCUUUCGAUAAGAAUAACGCAAAAGUGGUUGAGAAGCUAUUGGAACGUGUUACACAAACAAAGGCUGAAUUGCACAGAAAUUUGCAGAAAGUCUGA